GGGGCCCAGCGCCCCGGACCCAGCCGGCCCCACCCGAGCCAGUGCCACGCGCGGCGGCGGACAUGCGGGGACCCUCUCAGGCGAACAUUUAAUCCCGCUGACAAACGAGGGGUCUAGGCCCAGAGGCCCAGUGACUUGACCAAGGUCUCCACGAGAAGGUGGCAGCACUGGGGUGUCCCUUCUCAAGCCUGUGCCGACUGACACCUGCAGUGCCCAUGUGUGUGACCCGACAGCAGUUCCACCAGCUGGCACAGGAGUGGCCUUGACAGUAACCACUUCCUCCAAGUUGAAUCUUAGCCCUCUCGGGGUUUGGUUCCGGACAUUGUGCUCUGCACGGCCCGGCCGCGCCCCCGGUCUUCCUCCCUGUGUCAUUGCGGAGACGAUGGCAAAGCUGCAGGGCUUCGAGUUCUGGAGCCGCACCCUGGGGGGGGCCCGCCACGUGGUGGCCCCCAUGGUGGACCAAAGCGAGCUGGCCUGGAGGCUGCUGAGCCGCCGCCACGGGGCGCAGCUGUGCUACACCCCCAUGCUGCACGCCCAGGUCUUCGUCCGCGAUGCCAACUACCGGAAGGAAAACCUAUACUGCGAAGUGUGCCCUGAGGACCGGCCCCUCAUUGUGCAGUUCUGUGCCAAUGACCCAGAGGUGUUUGUCCAGGCGGCUCUCCUGGCGCAGGAUCACUGCGACGCCAUCGACCUGAACUUGGGCUGCCCGCAGAUGAUAGCCAAGAGAGGUCACUAUGGUGCCUUCCUGCAGGAAGAGUGGGACCUGCUCCAAAGAAUGAUUCUGCUGGCCCAUGAGAAGCUCUCUGUUCCUGUCACGUGCAAAAUCCGUGUCUUCCCAGAGAUUGAGAAGACGGUGCGGUACGCCCAGAUGUUGGAGAAGGCCGGCUGCCAGGUGCACAUCUCAAGACACUUACCUUCUGGGGAUGGACAGGAAUCUAGUGACCUGAAGUUGCUGACCGUGCACGGACGCACAAAGGAGCAGAGGGGGCCCCUGUCGGGCGCAGCAUCCUGGGAACACAUCAAGGCCGUGCGGAAGGCUGUGGCCAUCCCUGUGUUUGCCAACGGGAACAUCCAGUGUCUGCAGGAUGUGGAGCGGUGCCUGCGGGACACGGGCGUGCAGGGGGUGAUGAGUGCAGAGGGCAACCUGCACAACCCCGCCCUGUUCGAGGGCCGGAGCCCUGCUGUGUGGGAGCUGGCGGAGGAGUACCUGGACCUGGUGCGCCAGCACCCCUGCCCGCUGUCCUACGUCCGGGCCCACCUCUUCAAGCUAUGGCACCACACGCUGCAGGUGCACCAGCAGCUUCGAGAGGAGCUGGCCAAAGUGAAGACCCUGGAGGGCGUUGCCGCCGUGAACCGGGAGCUGAAGCUGCGCUGUCAGGCGGAGAUGUCCAGGCAGCAGGGAGAGAAGCCCACCAGUGACCUGCCGUUCUCCCACUGGAUCUGCCAGCCCUACGUCCGGCCAGGGCCCCGGGAGGGGAGCAGGAACGCUGGGGCUUGCAGUAAGCGGGCCCUGGAGGAGGAGGAGGAGGGCAGCACGGAAGUCCUGUCCAAGAACAAGCAAAAGAAGCAGCUGAGGAACCCCCACAAGACCUUCGACCCAUCUCUGAAGCCAAAAUAUGCCAAGUGUGACCAAUGUGGAAACCCAAAAGGCAACAGGUGUGUGUUCAAUCUGUGCCGCGGCUGCUGUAAGAAGCGGGCCUUUAAAGAGACCGCGGAUUGCCCAGGUCACGGAUUGCUUUUUAAAACCAAAUUGGAGAAGUCUCUGGCCUGCAAAGGGGCCCAGCUUGGCCUGCAGGAGCCUCAGCAGCCUGGGCCUGGGGCACCACCAGGUGGCUUCUCUGAAGUCACGGGCAGUGCCCUGGCCUGAGGGCCAGCAGGACCUGCCCCCACCCGGAACUGCUGCUGGAGCCUGGACACGUCCUGCUUAAGGAAACGCCUUUUUCUCAGGGAAUCUCCUGCUAUUUAACGUGGAAGGACAUGCCGAUGUCCUCCCCUCAGCCUGUGCUGGGGCCUGGAAAUGCUGCAGCUGGGAGCAGGCCUCAGGCUAGACCUGCCCUGUCCUCACGACUUUGUGUUCUCAAAACUUGUGUUCUCAAAACGUGAACAAUAAAUCAUUUCAAAGGUGC
Molecule: messenger RNA, 2126 nt
Organism: Propithecus coquereli (Coquerel's sifaka)
Lineage: Eukaryota; Metazoa; Chordata; Mammalia; Primates; Indriidae
Gene: DUS1L
Product: dihydrouridine synthase 1-like (S. cerevisiae)
Exons: 15
Coding region: 383-1867 (494 amino acids)
Biological process (GO): tRNA processing
Molecular function (GO): flavin adenine dinucleotide binding; tRNA dihydrouridine synthase activity
Source: RefSeq, a predicted model, not a curated record